Molecule: messenger RNA, 2108 nt
Organism: Eptesicus fuscus (big brown bat)
Lineage: Eukaryota; Metazoa; Chordata; Mammalia; Chiroptera; Vespertilionidae
Gene: PGPEP1
Product: pyroglutamyl-peptidase I
Exons: 5
Coding region: 16-645 (209 amino acids)
Biological process (GO): proteolysis
Cellular component (GO): cytosol
Molecular function (GO): pyroglutamyl-peptidase activity
Source: RefSeq, a predicted model, not a curated record
CGCAGCCCGAACGCCAUGGAGCAGCCCCGGAAGGCGGUGGUGGUGACGGGGUUUGGUCCUUUUGGGGAGCACACCGUGAACGCCAGCUGGAUUGCAGUCCAGGAGCUGGAGAAGCUGGGCCUGGGCGACAGCGUGGACCUGCACGUGUAUGAGAUUCCCGUCGAGUACAAGACAGUCCAGAGGCUCAUCCCCGCCCUGUGGGAGAAGCACAGCCCACAGCUCGUGGUGCACGUGGGCGUGUCGGGCAUGGCAACCACAGUCACGCUGGAGAAGUGCGGCCACAACAAGGGCUACAAAGGGCUGGACAAUUGCCGCUUUUGCCCCGGCUCCCAGUGCUGCGUGGAGGAUGGGCCCGAAAGCAUCGACUCCAUCAUCGACAUGGACGCCGUGUGCAAGAGGCUCACGACGCUGGGCCUGGACGUGUCGGUGACCAUCUCGCAAGAUGCCGGCAGGUACCUCUGUGACUUCACCUACUACACCUCUCUGUACCAGAGUCACGGCCGCUCAGCCUUCGUCCACGUGCCUCCACUGGGCAAGCCGUACAACGCAGACCAGCUGGGCCGGGCGCUGCGGGCCAUCAUCGAGGAGAUGCUGGGUGUCCUGGAGCAGUCCGAGGGCAACACCCACUGUCGCCACGAACACUGAGAGCCACGCAGGCCUCCCCAGGCCCCGUCCUACCAGGGACCCAGGAGGAGGCAAACUUCCAGCCGGUGAUCUGAUUCGGAUCAGAUAUUCCUACGUCCAUACCUCCUCUCCCUUUGGAUCUGCAAAAGUGCUGAUGGGUGUGAAGGAGGCUGCUGCAGAUUUUUUCUCUGUUUCCCUUUGCAUCUGGGGAGGUGGCCACGAUGUCUGGAGACCCUUGGGUGCGGAUUUCCGAAGAGAAUCCUGAUUGGGUUUAUCUCCACGCUGCGAUCCCACGACGGGGGCACCUGCACACCUGCUUCUUCGGGCUCUGGUGAAGGGAUUUCGGAGUCCCCUCCAUCCCAUGACUGGUUUUCCCUGUAAAAGCCUCUCCAGGAGUCUGCCCUGAUCCAUGUCCCAACAGCCUGGACAGCCUUGGGCUAUGCCGUGACAUUGUUAUUUUCAAAAUUCUAUUCUCUCUCUCUCUCUCUUUUUUAAAUUAAUUGUUGAGAGAGAGAGAGAAGGGGGAGAGAGAAACACUGAUUUGUUGUUCCACUUAUUUAUGCACUCAUUGGUUGCUGUUUGUACGUGCCCUGACGGGGGAUUGCACCCGCAACCUUGACAUAUCCGGACGGCGCUCUAACCAAAUGAGCUCCCCGGCCAAGGCCUUACUCUCUUUUUGGACACAAUAGUGCUAGUUUGGGCACAGAGUAAUUUAUAUUCCCUUUGGUUAAAACACAGGCUGUCCCGAACGCUGGACCUGCAUCUUUGUUUGGGGACUGACAUUGACCUUGCUUGGGUUUGGGGACUGAGGGGGGGGGUGGGCGAGGAGGGUCUGCUGCCCCAGGAGAUUGAAGGGUGUGCUGAUCCUUUCAACACCCACGCUGUGAGCUCUGGAGCGGGGCCCACCAGUGGAAAGGCCGACUUUGCCAUCUUGACAUGCACAUGAUUUUUUUUUUUUUUUUAAUAUGUAAAAAUUUGUAGCAGCUGAAAACCCACCGCACAUCUGGCCUGGAUUUUUGCAGCUUUGGUGCUAGGGACCAGCUUCCUGUUCCUUUAGGGGGCGCCCAAAGCCAGGCCUGGGGGUGGAGUUUGCCAAGCUCCAGGUGUGCUGGCGCAUUGACCAGCGGGCUUUUGUGGAGAUGGGUUUUGGAGUCGCCCCCAGAUUCAGGGGUACAUUUUUAUCUCCCUCCCUGGUGACUUUGGACUUACAGCCAGGGACGAGCGUGACAUUUCCCAGGAGGCAACUAACUUCAGCUGUGCCUUGGCACCGUCAGGACAGGGCGGCAGCAGCAACCAUGAAGCCAAUCGAGAAAAAUACAUGUUUUGGAAGAAUUCUCUUUUUUUGGAGAACAUGUGGUUUUAUCAUUUCCCUAAGUGUGAAGCAAACUAGAAUCUGAUGCUGUAUCGGAUCCCAUCGAUAUCCCCACAUGCAGGUUUUUGUUUGUUUUUUUGUUUUUAAUUUUUUACUUACUGAUUUUUAGAGA